GUAUGCUGUAUGUUCUGUAAUGUCACACUAGUGAAAAUAUAGCUCGUAUGUAAUUUCACAUGAAGAUUCGUCGGAUCGUUGAGCUAUUUUCAAUUAUGAUCAUCUGCAAUGAUUGCAGUUACACUCUCGUAUGAUAAAGAGAUUACAUUUGACGUAUAAAAAGAUGGUGACUGACCGAUAGCGAGAUUUGAUAACGCAAAUCUUGAAUAUUUCCAUUUGUCCUUGUCGCGAUAAGAUCAUCAAUCCAGAGUAAUGAACAGCAGAUCAGCGCUCAAGAUAUUGUGAGCGGUCGGAGACACCAAUUUAGAUAUCACAAAGGAGUAAGAAUAUUAUGAAUUCUUUAAAAUAAUCACCUUGAAUUGCAAUAAAUUUUUUACAAUGUCUCAUUGCGAGGAAGAUACAGCAUCUCCUGGUUUUCACCAAUUGAGUAUUACAAUUGAAGCAGCAAUAUUGAGAAGUUCAACUUUUUUAAAGCCUAAUCCAUACAUAGAAUUUUCAGUCGAUGAUAAAAGCCCUCGCAAAACAGAAGUAUCAAAGUCUACAUAUCAACCAAAAUGGAACGAAGAAUUUACUAUACUUGUUACACCAUAUUCUCAGUUGCACUUUCGAUUACUUGACCAUAGUACAUUUCGCAAAGAUACUUUAAUAGGAGAAAAACGAAUAAACUUGUUCCAAGUGUUAUCGCAUUAUAAUGGAAAACUAGAAAAUUUAGAAUUAACAUUUGACUUAAUGAGUGAGAGCAAGCAUGAUUCUCAACUAUGCAAAGUUGGUGAAUUGAUAACGGUAUUUGAUGGACUUAGAAUUGAUACCACUAAUGAGAUGCCAGUAAAUGUUAUUGAACCAUCUUGCCAAAUACAAUCUGAUGGUGCCACAAAUGAUACAAUCAAUAAUCGAAGCAUUCUCAAUGGUGGAGUCCGUGCGCGCAUGAGAUUACAUAGCUCAGAGAAUCUUGCACCAUCUAUAUAUCGUGGUUUGGCAAACAUUCAUCUUAGUCCCAAUUAUAGUGGAGGAAACAGUCAAGCAAACAGCAACAAAAACAUUGGAUUGUCUACUACAAUCUCGAAUACAGAUAGUACAUCAAGUGGCAACGUCGGUAGUAGCGCUAAUACUAACAGCGUUUCUACAAGUAUUUUAGUGAACGGGCACGCGAUUCCAAUGACAGAUAAAUCUAUGGUGUCAUCAGGAAAUCGGCAUGCCACAGAUGUACGAACUUUCGCAGGUAGAUCGAUUAAAGAGCUAUCGUUGGCUUCAGCCAAUUUAUCAGAGAGUCGAGCAUGGAGCAAUAACAGCAAUGUAGAUCAAUCUACACUGGUCAAGUCGGAUUCACGUGGUCCGCCGCGAUCAGAACAAUCUUCCUCGACGAUAUCCGGGCAACAGAUUUGCGCGGAUGUCCGUAUAAUUCCGCGACAAGAUCAAUCUAUGCUUCCUAAUACGGAUAAUUCCAGUGCUUCUCAAACAGAUGUGAAAGCAUCGUCGCAUGUGGAUACAUGUGGCAGUGCUAGUGCCCUACGAUUAGAACAAUCGAUUGUCACAGAUGGCCGUGUAAUGGCACGUUUGGAACAAUUGGUGAAUAAUAUUCCUUUGGAUCCAGACGAUUUGUUGUGUCAGAGACAAUCGGAUCAACCGGCAAAUAUUCGACGAACGAGUAUGACAAAUGAGGAUCAACGCGGAAUGAGACAACAAUCAGAACAAUCUACAAACAUUCGUGUGGCCGAGGAUUUACGAGGAAUAAGGCAAUCCGAGCAAUCCACGAAUGUUCGUGAGGAUUUACGUGCGACAAGACAACAAUCGGAACAAUCCACAAAUGUUCGCCCGCAAGAGGAGUUGCGAACUCCGCGGGUAGAACAAUCAAUAAGUACAGCACCUCAUCUAGAUCUAUGUGGAGUUUCACGUAGCCAGCAAAAUGCAAGUGUUCCACUGACAGAUAAUCGUGCUGUAAUUUUUCGAUCAGAACAAUCGGCAGUGAUUCCUCUCUCUGAUGGACGAACAAUUCCUAUUGUGGAACAUAUAUCUCCUGUUGCGCUACCAGAUUCUCGUUCCAAUGUGCCGCGAAUUCCACAGACCACAGCUUCAAGUCAAUCUAUUGCUGCAUCUGUGCCUGGACAAUCUGUGACACAACCAGGAUCUUCCAUAGUGCUUACUGAAGAUAUCAAUCAUUCCGAAGAACCUUUGCCGCCUGGUUGGGAAAUGAGAUAUGAUUUAUAUGGAAGAAGAUAUUAUGUCGAUCAUAAUACUCGAAGCACGUCUUGGGAGAGACCACAACCUUUGCCUCAUGGAUGGGAAGUUCGUCGAGAUCCAAGAGGUAGAAUUUAUUACGUGGAUCAUAAUACAAGAAGUACCACAUGGCAAAGGCCAAAUACAGAAAGAUUACAACAUUUCCAACAUUGGCAAGGUGAAAGGCAAUAUGUCGUACAACAAGGCAAUCAAAGAUUUCUUUAUCCUCAGGCUCAUAAUAGUCAAGCUUCUGUUGGUCCAUCGACAUCCAUGGUAGAUGAUGAUGAUGCUCUGGGACCAUUACCGGCAGGUUGGGAAAAACGGAAACAACCAGAAGGAAGAGUUUAUUAUGUAAAUCAUAAGAACCGUACUACGCAAUGGGAGGAUCCUCGAACUCAAGGUCAAGAGACCGGAAUGGAUGAGCCACCGUUGCCAGAUGGCUGGGAAAUACGAUUGACGGAAGAUGGAGUUCGCUAUUUUGUGGAUCACAACACUCGAACAACGACAUUUCAGGAUCCAAGACCAGGUGCACCCAAAGGUCCAAAAGGUGUAUAUCGCGUCCCGAGGGCAUACGAAAGGUCAUUCCGAUGGAAAUUGUCUCAAUUUCGAUUUUUGUGCCAGACUAAUGCGCUGCCUAAUCAUAUUAAGAUUAGCGUUAGUCGACAAACAUUAUUUGAAGAUUCUUAUCAUCAAAUAAUGAAUGCGGAAGCCUUUGCACUAAGACGACGAUUAUAUAUAAUAUUUAAAGGAGAGGAGGGAUUAGAUUAUGGAGGUGUAUCUAGGGAAUGGUUUUUCUUAUUAAGCCAUGAAGUUUUAAAUCCGAUGUAUUGCCUAUUUGAGUAUGCCAAUAAAAGUAAUUACAGUUUACAAAUAAAUCCAGCAUCAUAUGUUAAUCCUGAUCAUUUACAGUAUUUCAAGUUUAUAGGAAGAUUUAUUGCAAUGGCUCUUUAUCAUGGCCGAUUUAUAUAUAGUGGAUUUACAAUGCCGUUUUAUAAGCGCAUGUUGAAUAAAAAAUUAGUAAUGAAGGAUAUAGAAUCUAUUGAUCCGGAAUUCUACAAAUCCCUCGUAUGGAUAAAAGAAAAUAAUAUCGAUGAAUGUGGCCUAGAAUUAUACUAUAGUGUGGAUUUUGAGAUUCUUGGUCAAGUGAUACAUCACGAGUUAAAGGAAGGUGGUGAUAAAGUUAGAGUAGGUGAAGACAAUAAGGAAGACUACAUUAGAUUGAUGACAGAGUGGAGGAUGACAAGGGGUAUAGAGGAACAAACUAAAGCAUUUUUAGAAGGUUUCAAUUCGGUUGUGCCACUUGAGUGGCUCAAAUAUUUCGAUGAACGUGAAUUGGAGCUCAUGCUUUGCGGUAUGCAAGAAAUAGAUGUUGAAGACUGGCAACGCAAUACUAUUUAUAGACAUUAUACUCGUAACAGCAAACAGAUUCUGUGGUUUUGGCAGUUUGUAACAAGAACAGAUAGCGAAAAAAGAGCUAGAUUAUUGCAGUUUGUAACUGGUACUUGCCGUGUACCUGUUGGUGGAUUUGCUGAACUAAUGGGUAGUAAUGGGCCACAAAGGUUUUGUAUAGAGAAAUUUGGCAAAGAUACUUGGCUACCAAGAUCACAUACCUGUUUUAACAGAUUAGAUUUACCACCUUACAAAAGUUACGACCAAUUAGUAGAAAAACUGAAUUACGCAAUCGAAGAAACGGAAGGUUUUGGCCAAGAAUAAUUGUAAACAUAUUAAUUAAUAAUUACUGUGGUAGGUACACUGCAAGUGUAUUAAUGACAAAAGCAAAAUUUAGUGU
This is a messenger RNA of Atta colombica, 4003 nucleotides long. It is a transcript of the gene Su(dx), whose product is annotated as E3 ubiquitin-protein ligase Su(dx). Gene Ontology annotation, molecular function: protein binding; ubiquitin-protein transferase activity. Bases 379 to 3927 code for a protein of 1182 amino acids. NCBI's taxonomy places the organism in Eukaryota, Metazoa, Arthropoda, Insecta, Hymenoptera, Formicidae. The record is from RefSeq and is a predicted model, not a curated record. The transcript is spliced from 12 exons.